Messenger RNA from Lytechinus variegatus (green sea urchin), 2425 nucleotides. RefSeq names its product sodium- and chloride-dependent glycine transporter 1-like. The transcript is spliced from 13 exons. The coding region runs from base 49 to 1953 and encodes 634 amino acids. Gene Ontology annotation, biological process: sodium ion transmembrane transport. Lineage: Eukaryota; Metazoa; Echinodermata; Echinoidea; Temnopleuroida; Toxopneustidae. The record is from RefSeq and is a predicted model, not a curated record. Gene Ontology annotation, cellular component: membrane.
ACUACUUAAUUGUUUUCUUGUCUGUCUGUAGGCAACCCUAAAACAAUCAUGAAUGGAAAAGAAAUGGAGGAAGUGAAGUAUGAUCUGUCAAAGAGCGCAGAAAAGACGGUUGAUGGGAGCUUACCUGAGAAAGAGGGUAAGGCUACUGUUAAAAGGGAACAUUGGAGUAAUAAAAUGGACUUCAUUCUCUCCUGUCUUGGAUGGGCGGUAGGUCUUGGUAAUGUCUGGAGAUUCCCCUAUCUUUGCUACAGGAAUGGAGGAGGUGCUUUUCUUGUACCUUAUUUCCUCAUGUUGGCAUUGAGUGGACUCCCUUUGUUCUUAAUGGAACUUGGUCUUGGACAGUUUGCUAGUCGGGGUGUCAUUCAGAUAUGGUGUAUGGCUCCAGCGUUUAAAGGUAUUGGCUUAGCCAUGUGCAUGAUUAACAGCUUAGUAAAUAUCUACUAUCCUGUCAUCAUUGCCUACAUCUUCUACUACUUCUUCAUCUCCUUUGCGAGAGAGUUACCAUGGAAAUACUGCGACCCUGCCUGGGCCACCGAAAACUGUACUGACCCAAGCACUCGGGCCACAAUGAAUGAAACCUUUAACGAAACCUUUGGAGAGUACAGUGUUAGCACGUGGUCAAUGACCACCAUGCUUCCAAACGCCACCAAUGGCUCCGAUGUUGAGGAUUAUGCCACACGACCCGCUCAAGAGUUUUGGGACAACUUUGUUCUGCAACGUAGCUCUGGCCUUCAUGAGACCGGGAUCGUCCGAUGGCAGCUUUUUCUCUGUUUGGCUCUGGUCUGGGUUCUGACUUUUCUUGCUCUCGUCAAGGGUGUCAAAAGUGUUGGAAAGGUGGUAUACUUCACUGCUACCUUUCCCUACGUUGUGUUGACAAUCCUUCUGAUCCGUGGCUGUACAUUACCAGGAUCUUUAGAUGGUGUCCUUUACUACAUCAAACCUGAUUUCACCAGACUACGAGAUCCAAGGGUAUGGAAGGAUGCUGCAGCUCAAAUCUUCUAUUCUCUUGGACCAUCCUGGGGUGGUCUCCUCACUAUGGCAAGUUACAACAAGUUCCACAACAACUUCUACAGAGAUGGUAUCAUCAUCGCCAUUCUCAAUUGCAGCACUAGCAUCUUUGCAGGGUUUGUCAUUUUCUCGGUCGUUGGUUUUAUGUCAUAUGAUUCUGGACUCCCAAUUGAGAAGGUUGCUACUUCAGGGCCUGGUUUGGUGUUUGUUGUCUAUCCUGAAGCGUUAGCUCGUAUGCCUAUUGCUCCACUCUGGUCCGUCUUAUUCUUCUUUAUGUUCAUCACUAUUGGUAUGGACAGUCAGUUUGUUGAUUUAGAGACUGUCAUAUCUGGUCUGUAUGACAUAGUAGAAGAGAACAUCCCGUUCAUGAGAGGAAGAAAGACGUUAUUGACUGGAAUUGUCUCUUUCAUCACUUUUCUCAUUGGCAUCCUCCUUGUAACACAGAGUGGAAUCUAUUGGCUUACAUUGAUUGAUAAUUUUGCAAGUACCUUCACCACGCUAUUAGUUGCUGUGUCGGAGUGUAUCGUUAUAUCUUAUGUAUACGGUGCUGGCCGAUUUGUGUCAGAUUUGAAGGUAAUGCUUGGCUAUGGCAUCCCUAUCUACUGGAAGAUUGCAUGGAUGUUCAUUGCCCCAUUUGUCAUUGUGUUCAUUUUCAUCUUCUUCUGUGUGGUGUAUCAACCAUUGAUCUAUGAUGCAAGCUAUACAUAUCCUCGGUGGGGUGAGACCCUCGGAUGGCUAAUGGCUCUCUCUGCCAUGAUCUGGAUCCCGGGAUACUUCGCCUUCUACUUCCUAUUCAAAGCAGAGGGAUCAGUUCGUCAGAGAUUCGAGGCAUGCAUCUCACCAUCAGAGAAAUGGGGACCGUUACGUAACGAGGAUCGGAUGAAAGCAGGUUAUCCACUCCUUGAAGGACAUGAUGCUGAUGAUAUCAACCAGGCUAAUAUUUAACAACCACUUCACUGCCUUCUUUUGAGUAGCAUGCUUCUCUCAGCGGUGUGUUCACAUUUUAUUGCACUCGAUGUAAAACAGAGUACCAUUAUGGUUGUCAGCUAUCUGUGACUUUGGUCUGCAUUUUGAAUGAUAGCUAUGUAGAAAUGUUAAUGUAGUUCGCUUCCAAUUAUUCUCAAAUGACAAGACAAAUGAUAUCACAAUGAGGUAUUUCAAUUAUCAUAUUUUGAUUCUUUCCUCUCCAGCAAAACAAAAAUUACAAUUCUAACUGAAAAAUUGAACGUGGAGUGGUUUGUUACAUGAGAUGAGUUAAUAUUCACAUUGGACAGCCUGUGACUUCUUGUCAAUCAAUAUUUUGAUUGUACUUAAAAUUGAUUUCAGUAUAAUAUUUUUAAAACACUCAAAGAUAGUCAAGGUCAGUUUGAUAGGGCAUAUCCUUUAGAACUUAUUCUCAGGACUAAAGCCCUUUAAC